Messenger RNA from Staurois parvus, 513 nucleotides. Lineage: Eukaryota; Metazoa; Chordata; Amphibia; Anura; Ranidae. The record is from the annotation of a GenBank genome assembly.
UCUUCAGAACUAUUGCAGUAUUGGGAUAUCAAAAAUGGAGGUGAUGGCUGGGCAGUGGAAAGGAACCGCAUUGAGUUAGAAGAUGUAGAGAGCCAGACCUGCUUUGUCACCUCCUACGGGUGGUGUGAGAAGCAACAGAUAAUAGAUCUUGUGAAGGAAGGGUUAUGGGAACACUUUUUGGAUGUUCACCAACCAGCCAUCUGCAUCUCGGAUUGGUAUGCUGGGCGACAUGACUGCGGCUGUGUGUAUAGUCUAAAGGUCCAACUGCUGGCUGUUGAUAAGCUAGCUGUGCUCCAAGAGUUUGCCAUAAGACCCGAUCCUAUUCCACAGUGGAAUGACGAAAAGUACAUCCAGGUUUCUCAUGAGUUUCGUGGGUAUGGACCCGGGGUACGCUAUGUGAGGUUUAUGCACAAAGGAAAGGAUUCGCAGUUCUGGAAGGGACGGUACGGCGCCAGAAUCACCAACUCAUCGAUCACAAUAAAGUGUGAUAACAUUGAGCCAUGCUGCUCAUAA